AUGAAGGAGAGAAGCAGCUCCGUGGCCUCGAACCACACCGAGAGGGAAAGGGGGAAACGCAUCGGCGGCUCGCGGCCGGCCGCGGGCAGUCCCUCGCGAGUCGAGAAGUCCUACAGCAGGGACAGCUCCAGCCGCUCGAACCACUCGACCAGGCGGCCGCAAUACACGACCACCUCGCGGGCCGAGGUGAGCGCCAGGGAGUCCAGGGACAUCAGGCGUUCCAUCUCGACCGCCAGCCGGCGGCCCACCUCCCUCCGGAACGAGGUGCUGAUCAACGAGGGCAGGGCCGUCGCCGCUCGGCAGCAGGAGGCGAGGACGCCCAGGAGAUCAUCUGUCUCCGCCGCCCGGGCCCCGGCCUCGGCUACGACCGCGCCAGCUGGUCUGGCCCUCGCGAGCCCAACGUCCCCGGGGAACACCCAGCUCCCCUUCUACCCCUAUGACCCCUCCCAGUUUCCCAGCACGCCCUCCCCACAACCCCUUACCCCGACGACCCCGCGCCCAGGCAGCUCCAGCUCGCAACAGCGCAGGCCAACCCCAGGGGACCGGUUCGCCGAGCUCCGGCGCACGGUCCGCAGGCUCAGCGCGCAGGUCGAGGCUUCGGAAGGCAAGGUGCUCGCCUUGCACCGGACGAGCGACCGGCGGCAUGACAGGCGCGACUACUUCCUGGGCCAGAUCAUGAGCAUCCCGCACCACUCGCAGGCGGGAUCCGACGACUCGGGCAUGCGCACGCCCAUCAACGGCGGCGAGUGCUCCCCUCCCGAAGUCUUCUACAGCCCCGUCAUGCCGAGCAGCCCCGCCAGUAGCGACGGCGGCGGCGCGUUCUCCCCGGUGUUGUGGUCGCCCGCCUGGAGCCGUCGGAGCUCCGUCGCCGACGGCCUGCCCCCCUGGGACCCCGCGCGGGCCCGCAACAGCGUCUCCUUCCUCGACGCGUCAGACCCGCACUGCACGGCGACCGGCUUCGGCACCGUGCACUCCAAGUACCGGAAAGUCGUCGUCGUGGGCGUCUACGCGACGCACGUCACCGCCCUGCCCAUCUACACAUACUCGGGGCGCGGGGCGGCGCGCCUGCGCUCGGGCCGGCGGAACGAGUGCGUCUCGAUCCGCGACGUCGACGACGCCAACCCAGAGCCAGCCGAGACGGCGCACGGCACGCUAUACUGCGAGAAGGACGCCGGCGCGCCGUGCGGGCGGUUCGUGGUGCAGGGGCUCAGCUCGGUGCACCUGACGGAGCCCAUCACGCACCGUUACGACCACGAGGCGACGUUCGAGGGCCGGAUGAUGGAGGAGGACUUUGAACGGCUGCUGUACCUGAUGAACAAGAUCUGCUGGCCUACCCAGCAGGACUUCAGGGAUCAGACCACUAGCCAUCUCGCACCCCGUUAA
Thyridium curvatum is the source of this 1383-nucleotide messenger RNA. RefSeq lists its product as uncharacterized. The record is from RefSeq and is a predicted model, not a curated record. NCBI's taxonomy places the organism in Eukaryota, Fungi, Ascomycota, Sordariomycetes, Thyridiales, Thyridiaceae. The transcript is spliced from 2 exons. Bases 1 to 1383 code for a protein of 460 amino acids.